UCCUCGUCAAGAUGGCGGCGUGGGGCAGGAGGCGCGGCGUCCAGGGGAUGAGGGAAAGGGGAACCCUGACCUCCACAGAUUGCUACAUAGUCCGUGAAAUCUACAAUGGGGAAAAUGCACAGGAGCAAUUUGAGUAUGAGCUGGAACAAGCCCUGGAGGCACAGUACAAAUAUAUUGUGGUUGAGCCAACCCGGAUUGGAGAUGAAACAGCGCGCUGGAUAGCAGUUGGAAAUUGCCUGCAUAAAACCUCCGUUCUCGCAGGAUCCGCCUGUCUGUUAACCCCAUUGUCACUGCCCCUGGAAUACUCCCGUUAUGUUAUACUACCAGCCGGGGCCAUCAGCGUGGCGUGCGCGGCUCUCUAUGGCAUCUCUUGGCAAUUCGACCCUUGCUGCAAGUACCAAGUGGAGUACGACACGUGCAAACUCUCCCGGUUACCCCUGAACACGCUCACCUCAUCCACACCCGUGGUUCUCGUCAGGAAAGAUGACAUACACAGGAAAAGACUCCACAAUACGAUAGCAUUGGCAGCCCUGGUGUACUGCGUUAAGAAAAUCUGUGAGAUCUAUGUAGUAUGAUUGAAAUUCAAAAAAAAAGACGGAGUUGUAUCCACUCUAUAGUGCUAUUACUUAUGACAAAAUUGUGGUCAGGUUGAGACUGCAGGAACAAGGUUUAUAAUAGGUUUUCAAAAGUACCUUCUUGUCUACUGAGGUUUUCAAUCCACACACUAGAUCUUGUCAAUCCCAAUGAUCCUAACUCUCUGUAAAAGACCACAAUACAAAUGACGUUUAUGUAAGAGGUUUGUAACCUGCAGAUCUGCUGAGGUGAUUCAAGCGCUGAGAGAGUGCAAAUGUUCCUCAACACCCUGAAGUACUUCAAUGUGUCUGUGCUGCAUUUUUAUAAAGGUAUUAUCUGGCUUACAAAGAAUAUUUUGAGCUAGAAGAUUUCUAAAUGUGUUUUAUACAUUCAAAAUUUAAUGCAGUAAUUUGAAAUUGCAAUACUGGCUGUUGGCAACUCUCACACCAACUUCAAUUGUUGUGAUUUUUAAAUGAAUGUAAAAAUAUAUUAUCUACCUAAUAAAUUACUCCCUGGUCAUCAACAGCAAGAGCCAAUGCAAUCCAUUUGAUCCAAUUUUCCAUUAUUGCUUCCAACAGUGAAAACUGUAGUGAAAUUAUGUAAUAGGUUUUGAAUUGUUAGAACAAAACUGGAGCAAAAUUCCUUUAUAAACCAGAUAUUCCCUUUUUAGCAUGUUUGCUCUAAUGUGCAUUAAUUCCAUGCAACUUGGGUAUAUGUAAUGCUUUUCAACUGUAAAUUAUUGUCAGGGUUGUGGCAGCUUAAUGGGCCAUAAUGGGUUGAUUGAGAAGGAAAGGUGGAGCACUGCUCCUCUGUUAGUUUAUAAUUGUGUCACACCCGGGUGAACCUACGAAGCCACGUUCCAUUUUUAAUAGUCUCUUAGCCUUCUCACUAACAAAAAAUCUCUUGCUAUCACUCUCUCGCUUCUCCUUCCUUCCCCCCCCUCCCGGCUUUUAGUUCAUAACUGUGCAUGAACCUGGAAAUGUAUUGAAGGAAGAAUCUGAUGUAAGUAUUAAAUCAGUGUCUUCAUUGAGUUGAAACCUUUGGCUAACCGUACAGAACUUUCCACCCUUAUUGCAUUGUUAUAUUGCAUCCCUGUAUAUUGUCUGGUUCUGGUUUCCAUGCACCACAAGCUGCCACUGGUAACAUACAUAUCCUUUGUUAUUGGUAAUAAAAGGGACCAUUUGGGGAGAAGUCACCAUUUCAUUAGAUCCAUAAUCGGUGACAAUUUUCCAACCUGAAACAAUAGGUCAGUAUUUACCACACACUAAAUAUUUUUGAUUCCUCAUAGUAAUGGGUGUGGGAAAGUGUGAGUCGAUGCAAGGGUAUAAUAUGAAGGAUCUAACGUGGAAUUGCAUUCGCUAGGGCUCCAGAUUGUGAGAUCAGAUUGUGCAGAUGCUGUAGUAUUACAGUGCAAAGUUACAUACAGUAUACUGUAUUUUCCUUGGCUUGCAUUGUGGAAGUGCUAUUUAUGUACUGCGGUGAUAAAAUGUAUGUGCCCAAUUGGCAGACUUGAGCAUUCACUGACAAUCGCACACUUCAAGUCGUGACAGAUUGUUGUGCACGAUAUAUCAAAUUUAUAUUUUAAGAAAUAUAAUUUUUUGGGAAACUUUGACCGUGUAUCCUGGACAUUCUUCAGACAAUCCAAUAAAGAAUGUGGUGAAAUGGUGUUGGAGAACCUCUGGGACGUUACAGUAGCCUGGUUGACAUUCAUCUCAAGUUUCUCAAUGGUAAUGAGAUGCUUUGUGCUUAACGUGGAGCCUGUGAGAAACACUGUAACCCAAGCUAUUUAUAUAUCCAACUGGCUGACACUAAUAUUUAUGGUAUAUCCCUGACAAGGAUUUAUCUCGUGUACUGGUAUAAAGGAAUUUCUACUGGAAACCAGCAGAUCACACUGCAGAUUUUUUUCUUGCUUAAUUUGUGUUUGCCCUACACAACAAAUUAAAAAGUUUCUCUAAA
Callorhinchus milii (elephant shark) is the source of this 2529-nucleotide messenger RNA. RefSeq names its product transmembrane protein 11 (gene tmem11). Gene Ontology annotation, biological process: inner mitochondrial membrane organization. The record is from RefSeq and is a predicted model, not a curated record. Gene Ontology annotation, cellular component: mitochondrial inner membrane. The transcript has 2 exons. Bases 12 to 575 code for a protein of 187 amino acids. NCBI's taxonomy places the organism in Eukaryota, Metazoa, Chordata, Chondrichthyes, Chimaeriformes, Callorhinchidae.